AAUUAAACUUUUACUUUAAAAUUUGCAGAUUACUAAGUCAUUAUAAUAAAGACACAUUCCCUCUCCAUAAUCUAGCAUUCAAACACUUUAAAAGUUAAUGUAAAUGAAAAAUUCCUAUGUGUGCUUCUAAAAAUAGCUCGUGAUAGACAGAAAUUGACCAUUUCCAGUAAAUCACAGUGUUGGUUGUUACUAAAAAUAGAUUUUAACCAUCAACUUUGAAAAUUAAUAUCUAAAGAGUGCGCCAAGCUACAAAGUUCAAACUUAGCACACAUAUAUAUUAACAUGCUAAAUUCAAUAGAAUUAGUGAGAUUGUUGUAACCAUAAACACUUUUAUUUUAUUUAAAAAAGAAAAUUUUACCCUUCUUUGUCUUUGUUAAUUUUAAUAUUAAAUAUCUUUAAAGUGCGCCAAGAGAAUUUAAUGAAAUUUGAAAUAUACACAUUUCAUAAUAUGAUAAAUUAUUGUAGCAAACAGCAUUGUUGUAACUUUUAUAGGAAAAAAGUAGUAAAAAUGUCAACUUUCACAUAAACUUUUGUUAAGAAAAAUUUAACAGAUUGGCUUCAAAAGCAAAUAAAAAUGAUCUCUGAUAUCUUAUGUUUACAAAAAGUAAUCAUAAUUAGUCCUCAAAUCAAAUACAAUAUGCUAAAACUUUGAUGGAAAUGACCACCCCUAAAAAAGGGUAAAAUGUGCUGACACACUUUUCAGCCAUUUUUUGGGGAGAAAAAAAAAAGGAUCUAGGUCAGUUUAUCGAAGUACCUACCCAUAUGAAAGCUGCCUAAAUACUGCAGUAGGACAUAGAAGUACUUCAUAAUCAAACACCUCAUCACAUGCUGCUUAUCACAUAUAUAGCAAUAAUGUCCACGUUAUAGACCUUUGAUCUAUAUCAUGUUCACAACCUGGGAUUCUUUUCUCGUUGCUGUCGUUGACCACCACCUCAAGUUACAAAGAUUCUUACAUCAUUAUAAAGUUCUACCUAACUUAUUUCAUGACAAGAUUCAUCAUCAAGUACUGCGUGGUUCCUCAUGAACCAUUUUUAUCAUCAGCUACUGUUUCAACAUAAAUAAGGACCAGAGUUUUUCUUUCGUUGUGAACUUCAGUCUCGCCAUGUCACAUUAUAUCAGCAUUUCUUACCAUCUAUAACAUUUAUACUGCACAGCAUACAUAUGUGCAUUACACUGCAUUAUCAGCUCAAUGGCUAUAUAUAUAUUAUAUUACAAUGAAGGACUAUCUACUAUAAAGGCACUGCACUCUACAAUUAUUCAGUCACCUUAAACAUACAAGUUGCAUUUAUUUUCAAGUACUGGUGCCAUUCUUUUCAUUGGAUUUACUAUUGUGUGUACUCUAUCAAACUACUAGUGUGAGUACAAAUAACAUUAGGUGCUUAUGAAAAAAAAUGCAGGCCUGAAACCUGAGAAAGACUAGAUUCUAAAUUAAUUGAACUGGUGUAAAGAGUAAAAGACAUUUUAAUUGGUUACAAUGGCUGAAAAUGCUGUCCGCAGAAGACGCUGAGAUGUCCUGAAUAAUGUCUGUGAUCACUUUGCAGCUUGGACAGUGUGGUAAUCAGGUUGGUGAACAGACAUUUUCAACUCUUAUAGACGAUGUCUACAGCAAGUCAAUAGGUGUCAGCAGUCAGGACAACCAUGACUAUAUUCAAACUUGCCUCUCCACAUUCUUUUCUCAACCUGAAUCCAAAAGUCGAGAUGGAUCGUUUGAUCUUCCUAAGGCUAGAGCAGUUCUUGUUGACAUGGAAACUAAAGCUGUUGCCCAAUCACUUCAACAAGCUCGAAAGAGUGGUAAGUGGAGCUACUGCCCAGAGCAGUGGUAUUCACAGAAAAGAGGCUCUGGAAAUAAUUGGGCCUAUGGCUAUUGUGUUCAUGGCCCUAGAUCUCAGGAUGAUAUAAUGAAUCUAGUAAGGAGAGAAGUUGAGAAAUGUGAUCGCUUGGGAGGAUUCAUUAAUUUUCUUAGCCUGGCUGGGGGAACAGGAUCUGGUGUUGGUGCAUUUGUUACUCAAAGUUUAAGAGAUGAAUAUCCUUUUUCAUUUAUUGUUAAUCAGGUUGUUUGGCCGUAUAGCACUGGAGAAGUUAUUGUACAGAAUUACAAUGCCGUUUUAACAUUAUCACAUUUAUAUGACACGGCUGAUGCCAUUUUGGUUAUGGAAAAUGAUUCUCUACACAAGAUUUGUUCUCAGUUGCUGAACAUUAAAAACAUUUCCUUCAGAGAUAUCAACAAAGUUAUCGCUCAUAAAAUGACCAGUGUCUUACAGCCUAGUUUAGCUGCAGAUCUGGGCACAAAACAUACUUGUGAUUUAGGCUACAUUGUUGAACGACUAACACCACAUCCACAACAUAAGUUGUUAACAGUUAAAAAUAUUCCCCAGAUGUCAGAUAUCGCUAAAGAAUUCAGUACAUACCAGUGGCCUGGGUUGUUAAAAAAUUUACGCCAGAUGCUGAUAGCUGAUUCUCCCAUGGAAGAAGGUAUCAAUUGGGAAGUGAAGCCAGCCACAAGGACUGAAAGUGGGCACACAUGUUUCAAUAGAUCCAUAUCAACACUUCUUGUGCUUCGAGGGAAAGAGACAUUAUCCCUUGAUGCUAGCAUGUUUUCUGACCCCAACAUUUAUGCGCCUUGGGUGCCACAGGAUUUAGCAUCAUGUGUUUUUCGACAGCCAAGAUGGUUUUGUGGCUAUGAAAAGGCAGCAACACUUGUGGGAAACAGCUCUGCUAGUGUGAAACCAUUGAACAAAAUUAUAGAUAAAGCUUGGAAUAUGUUUGCUUCCAGAGCCUAUGUUCAUCAAUACCUCAAACAUGGUUUAACAGAAGAAGACUUCCUAGAUUCCUUUGUCAGCUUGGAAAAAGUAAUUGAUAGCUACACUAAAUUAUAGCACACCCCAAUUGAGACUUUGUCAGCAUUAUUGGAUAUUGUGUGUUUUAAAUAAAAUAAAGCUUCUAUAAUUCUAGUUUUUAUGUGACUGUUAUUGUGCAUGCUUUAUUCCAUUGUAAUUGAUAAAUGCAUUUUCUUAGAAAUAUUUUUUGUAAAAGGACAUUGAGUAAUGUAUAAGUAGGUAGGUUAACAACUAUAAUAAUUCAAGGCUUGUAAUGUUUACCCUGAGUCAAAUUAUUGCGCUGUAAUUUUAUUACAUUAUAUUAGCAAACAAGCAGGCAUGUACAUUAUACAAGUUUCUCUAAGCAUUUUGAUUGUAACAGCUUUAUUUAUUUUUUCUUAAGCCAUUUCCUGGCAUCUCUAUAAGUACCUCAAGGCUUUACAGUACACUUCAUAAAGUGCCAGUAGUGAUAGCAUCAAGUUUCUUUAGUAACCUUUCUUAAUCUAAUAUAAUAAAGCUUUUCUUCAAGUUGGAAGAUUGAGUACAGUAUUUCACAUGGCUACACAGUCCCAGCUUCAUUCUACACAUCCAGCAUAGACCUAACCAGAAGUGGUCAAUUUAGGUUCUCUUUUUGCAAUGAAUUUUCUCUAAAAUAUAUCUCCCCAUGCCUUUGUAACAAAUGUGGACAUUCCAGCAGAAGACUUGAAAAGGUAUCUGUUUUUCGACUCUGUUGCAGCUAGUCAUUUUGUACGCUAGUUAUAUAAAAUACUGUACUACAUGAAGCCUGUGCUGAGUGUUUUUUAAGUGAUAAUUGGCUUGCCCAGGCCAAUACCGCUCUUUACACUAGACUCUGUUCACAGUGGCACAGAAGUCUGAGAUGGCCGUGAACAGAUAUUUGUAGCUUUUAUUUCAGAGUCUGCUCAAAGGCUGAAUUAUAGUUGUGUUAUUUAAACAAAAACAAGCUGAAGCUGACACAUCCGCUUUGUUUAGACUACUUCACUUUUUAAAUUAUCAUUCUCCAUUAUUUUAUUAGAAAUAAUUCUAAAAACUAUUUUCUGUAGGUAACUAUAAAUGUUACUUUUGCUUUUAAAGCUAAUUUUUUUCUAAGUCAUUAUAGAAAAACUAGUCGACCCAGGGCGUAGCAUACGGCGUUAUUUUGCAGGGCCGGCCUUAGUCCAAUGCAACCUAUGCAACCGCAGUGGGCCCCACACUUUCAAAGGACCCACGCUAAUUCUAGGUGUAAAUGAAUAAAUUAAACCAUUUUAUAGCUUAUCAGAAUUUCCACAGCCUCCUGAUUUACCACGAGCUCCUUGAAAUCUCCUGAAAUUUCAAAAUAUAACGAAAAAGUCCUGGAAAUCUCCAGAAAUUUUAAAAAUCUUUUGAAAACUCAUUAAAAUCUCCUAAAAUUUAGACAAAAUUGUCAUUUUGGGGUGUCAUUCAAAAUGGAAAACACCAAUCCUACGCACGAUGGGAAAAAAAAACGGCAUUAUGCAAUACCCAUAAUUGUGGAAUCUGAUGAAAGAAGCUUCUCGCGCCUCAAACUAAUGAAGAAUAAUUUGAGGUCAACAAUUCCCGAAGAUAGAUUGAAACAUUUCGUAAUUCUUGCUAUGGAGCAUGAUCUAUGUAGGAAACAGAAUUUUUAUGAUAUACUGUAUGUUUUUAUGAUAUACUGUAUGGCUUCACUACACGCAACUUGUAAAGUAAUUCUGCAGGUAGUAAAGAAUGAAUAAAAUGCAAAGACAAGUUUAUUUUCUAAUACAAAUUCUUAAUUUUCACUUAUUAUCCAUAUCCCUACCCAAACUUGGUCCCACCAAAUUCGUUUCACAUAGAGCCCCUCAACGGUUCUGUCCGGCCCUGCUAUUUAGUGACGGGUGAAUACAGAGUAGAUUACUUGUUCUCCUCUUCCCCCUCUUUUUUUCAAUGCUAAAGCCUUGUGGGGUAGAAAUAAAAAAGAGUGAUCUUUCCAUGACUUCCUGGUCACAACUGUUAAGUUCGGCCCUGCUAUUUUGUGUCGGGUGAAUACUACUUUUUCCCCUUCCCUUUUUUUUUUUUCAUAGGGUAACUCUAGUCCGACUUGCAGAAAUAAAAGAGUGAUUUUCCCUUUACUUCUUGUCCAAACUCUUGAGCCAUGAAGAGAAUAACAUAUAUAUAGAUGUUCAUGAUGUAUUUUAAUGAAUUAUUUUUAUAUAUUCAUUGGCAGCAUUUAUAUUUAUACAUGUUUCAAGCUAAACAGAAAUUUACAACUAAUUGAUUGAAAUGUUUUAAAUCUUGAUUAAACUUAAUGAAACCAUCAAAUAUCCACAUAGUUUUGAUGUGCAAAUUGAAUGAAUAUUUCUGAAACAUUGAGAAAAAAAAAUUCUCUAAUGUAUGUUAGCAAAGCUCCAUUUCCUUGAAUUCAAAACACUUGUGAUUUUGUUUCUUCUAAAUUAACAAGACUCCAAACCUUAACUGCAUCUCUACUACUGAAUAUGAUAAACUAUUUAUGAACUUUAAUGCAUUGAUCUCAAUAAAUUAUUUUUAAUCUA
Messenger RNA from Biomphalaria glabrata, 5341 nucleotides. RefSeq names its product tubulin delta chain-like. Bases 1521 to 2876 code for a protein of 451 amino acids. Gene Ontology annotation, biological process: mitotic cell cycle; microtubule cytoskeleton organization. Lineage: Eukaryota; Metazoa; Mollusca; Gastropoda; Planorbidae. The record is from RefSeq and is a predicted model, not a curated record. Gene Ontology annotation, molecular function: structural constituent of cytoskeleton; GTP binding. Gene Ontology annotation, cellular component: microtubule; cytoplasm. The transcript is spliced from 6 exons.